This is a messenger RNA of Populus trichocarpa (black cottonwood), 1691 nucleotides long. RefSeq names its product RNA-binding protein BRN1. Gene Ontology annotation, molecular function: mRNA binding. The transcript has 9 exons. Gene Ontology annotation, cellular component: nucleus; ribonucleoprotein complex; cytoplasm. Bases 278 to 1522 code for a protein of 414 amino acids. The record is from RefSeq and is a predicted model, not a curated record. Lineage: Eukaryota; Viridiplantae; Streptophyta; Magnoliopsida; Malpighiales; Salicaceae.
CAGUGUUGUAAAUAAAUCGAAAGUCUAAGCCCAAAUGGAAACUAUUUUAUUUUAUAAUUUAUCCAUCGAAGAUCCAAAUUUGCCAUCCAGGAAUCCCCCAAUUUCCAUGCGACGACGAAAUCACCAAAAAAGAAAAUAACACGAGAAAUCUGGAGAGAGAAACAAAGCCAGUGAAGAAUUCCAGGGGGGGGAGGGGAGAGUGUGUUACAAGCACACCAACACGAACACAGAGAGAGAGAGAGAAGGAGAGAGUGUUUAAUUUAAUUUGUUCGGGGUAAUGGCGGAGGGUGAAAAGGAGAAGAAAUCAAGCAGCAGCAAUAAUGAGGAGAGCGUGAAGCUAUUUGUAGGUCAAGUACCAAAGCACAUGACAGAAGAUGAGGUUCUGGCAAUGUUCAAAGAGUUCGCUUUGGUGGACGAAGUCAACAUCAUUAAAGACAAGACCACUCGCGCUUCCCGAGGUUGUUGUUUUCUAAUAUGUCCUUCCAGACAAGAAGCAGAUAAGGCUGUUAAUGCUUGUCAUAAUAAGAAAACGUUGCCCGGGGCAUCUAGUCCUUUGCAAGUGAAGUAUGCAGAUGGAGAGCUGGAAAGGCUAGAACACAAACUAUUUGUUGGUAUGCUUCCAAAAAAUGUUUCUGAAGCUGAAUUGUCCGAUUUAUUCUCUAAAUAUGGAAUUAUAAAGGACUUACAAAUACUAAGAGGUUCUCAACAAACAAGCAAAGGCUGUGCUUUUUUGAAGUAUGAGACAAAAGAACAAGCCCAUGCUGCCCUGGAGGACAUCAAUGGAAAACAUAAAAUGGAGGGUUCAAGUGUUCCUUUGGUUGUCAAAUGGGCAGAUACAGAAAAGGAAAGGCAGGCUCGGAGGGCCCAGAAAGCACAAUCUCAAGCUAUGCCCAAUACUGAUUCACAACAUCCAUCAUUAUUUGGUGCCUUGCCAAUGGGAUAUGCUCCCCCUUAUAAUGGAUAUGGAUACCAGGCUCCUGGAGCUUAUGAACUUGUGCCAUACCGUCUGCGUGGUGGGAUCAGACCUGACCUUUCACUCAAUAUUUCCCCUAGAAAUUAUGCUCCUGCUGGUUAUAUGGGCUCUGCUUAUCCUACGAUGCCAGGUCUUCAGUAUCCAAUUGCAUAUCCUGGAGCAAUAAUGAGUCACCGACCUUUGAGUAACUCUCCUGGUACAUUAUCACCCACAGUUCCGAGCUGUAAUUCUGCAACAUCUUCAGGUGCCAGUGGAAGUUCUGGGGGUCAAGUGGAAGGUCCACCUGGUGCUAAUUUAUUCAUAUAUCAUAUACCUCAAGAAUUCGGUGACCAAGAGCUUGCCAAUACUUUUCAAGCAUUUGGUCAGGUCUUAAGUGCCAAGGUCUUUGUUGAUAAAGCAACUUGUGUUAGCAAAUGUUUCGGAUUUGUGAGUUAUGACUCACCAGCUGCAGCUCAAAAUGCCAUUACCAUGAUGAAUGGAUGCCAAUUGGGUGGUAAGAUGUUGAAGGUUCAGCUUAAGAAAGACAAUAAACAGAGCAAACCUUAUUGAUCAGCAGAUGAGUCAAGGAAGCAAGCAGGAUUCUGUGGACAUGUAUUCAUGGGAUUGAAAUUCCCAAAACUUGUAAUUCACUGUGCAUUGUGUGCCGAUACAAUUUGUAAUUUGUGUACCAUGGAAGUUCAUUUAGAGAUUAAUUACCAAUUUAUUGAUUUUUCCCUGA